Messenger RNA from Talaromyces marneffei, 1095 nucleotides. RefSeq lists its product as uncharacterized. Gene Ontology annotation, molecular function: RNA polymerase II cis-regulatory region sequence-specific DNA binding; DNA-binding transcription factor activity, RNA polymerase II-specific. NCBI's taxonomy places the organism in Eukaryota, Fungi, Ascomycota, Eurotiomycetes, Eurotiales, Trichocomaceae. Gene Ontology annotation, biological process: regulation of transcription by RNA polymerase II. Gene Ontology annotation, cellular component: nucleus. The coding region runs from base 1 to 1095 and encodes 364 amino acids. The record is from RefSeq and is a predicted model, not a curated record. The transcript is spliced from 2 exons.
AUGGCCGAAUCGCCCGGCUCCCCCCUCUCGUCCAUCGCGUCCGACGACCUGACCGAGGACACGAAGCUGGACAAAGAUGGCCACUCGCCCUCAGCAUCGAGCAUGCCGCCCUCCAAACGCCGUCGCACAGGCGUCGCAUCCUGGGAUCAUCAUACACCCAUAUCCUCCAUCCAAGGUGAUCUGAUACCCACAUCACCUUCCUCGAGCGCCAUAUCCUCCGACACCGACGGCGAAAUCCCCAACUCCCCUUCUCUCAUCGCAUUGAUCGGUGGUGGUCAGGACGACGACUAUAGCGGUCUCGGAGGCGACCAAGUCACGAUAUGUCGAUGGGAUGGUUGCGAGGCUGGCGAUCUCGGGAAUAUGGAUAAUCUGGUCAACCAUAUUCAUGAUGAGCAUAUUGGGACGAGACAAAAGAAAUAUUCCUGUGAAUGGACUGAUUGCAGUCGCAAAGGACAAACGCAUGCCAGUGGAUAUGCGUUGCGCGCGCAUAUGCGCAGUCAUACUAGAGAGAAACCGUUCUACUGUGCCCUUCCAGAAUGCGACCGAAGCUUCACUCGCUCCGACGCCCUCGCAAAACACAUGCGCACAGUCCACGAGACAGAAGCCCUCCGACCUUCAGACCCCGUUCCCAAAAGCCAACUCCUAAACAACCUACCCAACACAGCAACCCCAACUAAUAAAGUCCAACGCAUCAAGCUGAAACUCAACUUCGGUCCCAGAGAAGACGCCGAAUCCUCGACGAACGGAGAAGGAGGAACCCGAGACAUCGACAGCCAGGAGGCUGAAUUGCUACCCGUGCCCGAGUUCAGUCCUGACCUGGGCUUUGAUGCGCAUGAGCUUGCUCUUCCGCCGAGUCAACUUUAUCGACUCCUUCGCCGUCAGGUACAUUGGGCAGAGAUCGAGACUUCGAAACUCAAACGGCAGUGGCAAGAACUAGAGCCGAAGCGCAAAGAUGCGUUCCUUGAGAAGGAGGCUGCGCUGACUGAAGUCAUUGAUGCCGAGGGCCGCUUGUCAAAAGUUGUCUCUGACGCACAGCGCGAGGCUGACAAGGAGACUGGGAAUGCGCAGAAUGGUGUUGAGGAAGUUGGUGCUUGA